UUUAGAAGUACGAAUAUGGAGACAUCAGUAGCCCUGUUAUUAAGGAGAGCACACAUGGGAAAUAACCUCCUUUUUGUAACGGCAUACAAAGGCAUUGAAUGUCGUGUUUCGUGUAUUAAUUGUUUUCUGUGAUUGUUGAACGGAAGCGAGAAUUUGUAUUGCAGGUGCCCACCUUGAGAUUGAUUGACUUGAAUUCAAAUUUAGCCACAGUGGAGAAUCAUCCAUCAAGGAUUUGACCCGCAACAGGGCUUUACAGAUUGCCUCAAUCAUUGAAACACCCAGCUAUUUGCCUGUGAUUUUUAUGUGGGCAAGAAGUCUAUAUAUAUAAUUGUGAGAAUCUGAGGUGAAAGCCAAGGCAAUCAAUCCUGCCUGUUUUAUAAGCAAAAAUAUGGAGGAAGGCAGAAACAGAAGUGGCAGCAGCCCUGGUGUUAAGGAGUACAAAGGGGGAGUAACCCCUUUUGUAGUAGGGGCGUGCAUCGUAGCGGCAACAGGGGGGCUUGUCUUUGGCUAUGACAACGGAAUCUCAGGAGGAGUGACAUCCAUGGAUCCUUUCCUCGUAAAAUUCUUCCCGGCCACUUACAAAAAGAUGCACCUAAAAGAGGCCCACACUAGCGCUUACUGCAAAUUCGACAGCCAGAUUUUGACCACCUUCACUUCGUCCAUGUAUAUAGCAGGAUUAAUAGCUUCUAUGGUGGCCUCCACUGUUACCAGGGCCUACGGACGAAAGCCCUCCAUAUUGGUGGGCGGUCUGAGCGUUCUGGUAGGCGCUGCUCUCAAUGGAGGUGCUCUUAAUGUGGGUAUGUUGAUAUUGGGUCGAAUCAUGUUGGGAAUUGGCAUUGGUUUUGCCGAUCAAGCAGUUCCUCUGUAUCUCUCAGAGAUGGCACCGAAGCAAAUGAGAGGAGCACUGAACUCCGGGUUCCAAUUGUUCGUUGCCGUGGGUGGCCUGUCUGCCAGUCUCACAAACUAUGGAACUGCUAAAAUUCAUAAUUGGGGAUGGCGUCUCUCCCUUGGUCUAGCGGUUAUACCCGCCAUAAUACUGAGCUUGGGAAGUUUAUGGCUUCCAGAGACACCCAACAGUUUGAUGGAAAGAGAAGGCCCUGAAAAGGCCAAAGCUAUGUUACAGAGGAUUCGCGGCACUGUUGAUGUUGAGGAGGAGCUAAGUGACAUGAUGGAAGCAAAGAAAAUAUCAGAAACGGUGAAGCAUCCCUUGCGCAAUAUGAUGCAGAGAAAAUAUAGGCCACAGCUUGUGAUGGCAGUGGCGAUUCCCCUGUUCCAACAACUGACAGGCAUCAAUGCCAUUGCUUUCUAUACACCGGUGUUGUUUCGCACAAUUGGGUUCGAGACCAAUGCCUCUCUCAUGUCCGCUGUUAUUAUAGGAGUGAUUGCCACUGCGGCUACGGUGCUCUCGAUGUUUGCUGUUGAUAAAUAUGGACGUCGACUUAUAUUUUUGGAAGGGGGAAUACAGAUGCUUGUCUCCCAGGUAAUUAUUGCUAUAAUUUUGGGCAUUAAAUUUGAUUCUUCGGGAGAUGGAAGCAUUUCAAAAGGGUAUGCAUAUUUACUGUUAGUGAUGAUUUGCAUAUAUGUGGUAGGAUUUUCAUGGUCAUGGGGUCCAUUAGGAUGGUUAGUACCAAGUGAGAUAUUUUCAUUAGAAGUGAGGUCGAUUGGACAGAGUAUUGUUGUUUCAGUGAAUCUAUUAUUAAUAUUUAUUGUUGCACAAGGAUUUCUUGCCAUGUUAUGCCACUUCAAGUUUGGAAUUUUUCUUUUCUUUGCGAUAUGGGUAGUUAUCAUGACCUUAUUUGUAUAUUUCUUUCUCCCUGAGACCAAAAACAUAGGAAUAGAAGAGAUGAAUAGUGUGUGGAAAGAACACUGGUUUUGGAAGAGAUUCGUUAAUGAGGAAAUUCCUAUACCAAUGAAAUCAAUGUAUCAAGAAACAUAGAAAAUACUCAUUACAAUUGAGUACACAGUUUAUUUUCUACAAAGAUUACUUUUCGUUUGUUUAGACUAUUUUAAUCCUUAAGAUUUUUAAGAUUUUUAAGAUUUUUAAGA
Cryptomeria japonica (Japanese cedar) is the source of this 2046-nucleotide messenger RNA. RefSeq names its product hexose carrier protein HEX6-like. NCBI's taxonomy places the organism in Eukaryota, Viridiplantae, Streptophyta, Pinopsida, Cupressales, Cupressaceae. Gene Ontology annotation, molecular function: monosaccharide transmembrane transporter activity. Gene Ontology annotation, cellular component: membrane. Gene Ontology annotation, biological process: monosaccharide transmembrane transport. The record is from RefSeq and is a predicted model, not a curated record. The coding region runs from base 389 to 1936 and encodes 515 amino acids. The transcript is spliced from 4 exons.